This is a messenger RNA of Dalotia coriaria, 2109 nucleotides long. RefSeq names its product Actin binding protein 1 (gene Abp1). The transcript has 3 exons. Gene Ontology annotation, molecular function: actin filament binding. The coding region runs from base 475 to 1905 and encodes 476 amino acids. Gene Ontology annotation, cellular component: dendrite; site of polarized growth; postsynaptic density. Gene Ontology annotation, biological process: postsynaptic actin cytoskeleton organization; positive regulation of dendritic spine morphogenesis; positive regulation of axon extension. The record is from RefSeq and is a predicted model, not a curated record. Lineage: Eukaryota; Metazoa; Arthropoda; Insecta; Coleoptera; Staphylinidae.
UGUACAGUUGUGAAAAUUAGUAGGCCAAAGUGAAUUAUUACAUUCAUCAAAUAAUUAUAACAUUAAGCGUGCUCCAGCGUAAAGUUUAGUUCAACGCGCGAUUUGCAUAUUCAUAUAAAGUGCUCAAUUUAAUCAAGAUUCGAGAUGCAGUGUUGUUGAACUUUUAUUAGCUGUUGUACAUGGUAAAUGGUCGCGCACGUCGUGGACUGGAUUGGGAAAGUUCAGUGAAGUGGGCUCCUGUUUGCGCUAAAUUGUGGGCAGUCACUGGAAAAAAGAUUGCGGCCUGAGACCUGCGUCUGUUCGGUCUUGCUCUGUGCGUGCGAAUUUCAUGCCAACACGAACGCAGUAGACUCAAGUAGACGUAGACGUUUAUGCGGUGUGGCCGGUCUCGUGAAGAGAUUCGUCUCCGGUGCGGAGUUUCGCAUGUAUUUGUGGGUGUUCUGCUGCAUUCGCCGUGGGUAUUAGUUAAUAAAUAUGGCCAUUAAUUUGAACAAACAUAAAGAUGAACUAACAAACGCCUAUAAGGAUGUGAUAUCGGAAAAAACCGAUACUGAUUGGGCGUUAUUUGGCUAUGAAGGACAAACAAAUGAUUUGAAAGUCGUUAAUACAGGCUCUGGAGGCCUGGAGGAAUUGACAGAAGAUUUAAAUAGUGGAAAAAUAAUGUAUGCUUUUGUUAAGAUUAAUGACCCUAAAACCUCAUUACCCAAAUGUGUAUUAAUCAUCUGGCAAGGAGAUGGUGCUAACACUGUACGCAAAGGUCUUUGUGCCAAUCAUAUAAGAGAUGUAGAGAAAUUCUUCAAUGGUGCAAUUACAAUUAAUGCUCGAAAUGAGGAAGAAGUAGAGCCUCAGUUGAUAAUAGAUAAAAUUGCAAAUGCAGGAUCUGCAUAUAGCUUUAAAGCACCAAGGAGUGACAAUUCAGGGCCUAAAGUUCCAGUUGGUUCUAAUUACAAGAGAGUAAAUCCAUUGCAAGAAAUCAAUGCUACUGAAAGAGAUCAGUUUUGGUAUAAAGAAGAACAAGAGGAAAAACGACGUGUCGAAGAAGAACGAAGGCGCAGAGACGAAGAACGAAAAAUUUUAGAUGAAGAAAUUAAAAAAAGAGAUGAGCUAGAAGCGAAACGAAGAGAAGAAAUUACUAAAAAGCGGGACAGCACAAUAGAUCAAAUCAAAGAGGCUGAAUUGAAACAGGCUGCAAAUGUGGAAUCCAAACAAGAUACACAGAACAAUGUCGCCGAGAGAGAGGUGAAAGUCAAUCAAAGCGAUAUGAUCCGUCAGCAACGCAAUGCAGAGACACAGAAUUUAAUUGCUCAGCGAACAAUUGAUGCGCGAUCUAUAUUUGAGAAGAAUACAUCGGCAGGUCAAAUAAAACGAACGCCCGAAAAACCUGUUCGCACGUCAUUGUUGAAAGCGCAACAAGAAAAACAAAUGCAACAGCAACAGCAGCAACAACAACUACCGGCCCAACCAGAGUUAGAAGAGCAAUAUGAUCCUAAUACAACUUCAACUGAAGUAGAUUCCACUAACAUUGUUAGACAUGAUGAACAACAAAGUGAUGACGAAUCUGAUCAGUUUGCUACAAUUAAACGUUGUCCAAAAGAUAACAAACAAAACUCUGUCACAAGCCCCACUGAACCAGAUAAUGAUAUUCAAAUGCAGGAGAAUAAUAAAGUAGUUGAAGAAGUGCAACAAAUUUCAGAACAACAAUUUGUUGAUGCAGUUAUUUAUGGUGAUGCUGGCAUUAGGGCGCGAGCUAUUUAUGAUUAUGCAGCAGCCGAUGAUACUGAAAUUACAAUUGAUCCAGGUGAUAUUAUCAGUCACAUUGAAAUGGUAGAUGAUGGUUGGUGGCAAGGAUUGGGUCCUGACGGCAAUUACGGUCUAUUCCCUGCUAAUUAUGUUGAGCUUAUUUAAUUCUUCCUUGCUUAUUACGCUUAAUAUUUCAAUUAUCCUAUAUGACUAAAUGUUUUGAUGUUACCCUAAUUUUUUUACCUUAAUAUUUACAAAUUACUUUGGGAUAACGUUAUUGUACUGUUUUUAAGACUUUGCUUCAUCCAUGAAUUUUUGUAAUGUGCAAUUUUUAACAUAAUCAUUUGAUGCAUAAAUUAUUACUUUAUA